Messenger RNA from Pelecanus crispus (Dalmatian pelican), 1197 nucleotides. The record is from RefSeq and is a predicted model, not a curated record. NCBI's taxonomy places the organism in Eukaryota, Metazoa, Chordata, Aves, Pelecaniformes, Pelecanidae.
AUGGAAAAAUUCACUCAUCUGGAAGCUCUGCUGUUUACUGCUGUGCUGGAGAAUUGUGUUGAUCAGCUCUCAAUUCUUGGAUACAUCAUGCCAGUUCCGUAUGAGGGCAAGACAGACAUCAGCCACACUGGCAUCCAGGAAAUGAAAGAAAUCACAGAGACCCAAAAGGACCUGGACAUUAACUACCAAGAGCUUAUGUCGGCAAGGCCAGGGAGUGGGGGAACAGUUACCUCCAUGUCUCUGAAAAGCAUCAAACACAAGCAGCAGCUGGGGAAAACUGAAGAUCUAAAAAGUACCCAUCAUCUUUCCAAUAGAGCCAUGAAACACAGUGCUCUGUCUGUAGAGAAGCUCAGAAAAAUUCAGGCUGACAGGCAGUAUGCAAGUGAUGUAAUUACAGUCACUAUGAAAAAGAUGCAGGAAUCAGGAACAUUUAAUAGCCUAACAGAAGCUAAUGAGAGAGAGAAGGCAAAAAAGAGCAAGUUUCAUGACAUUCUCAUCAGGGAGGAGGAAGGAAAGAAGGAGAUAAAGUCACUUGAGAAACAGCUGCAAGAUGUCAAGAAACAAACUGAAAUAGAACUUCAGAACCAAGAUAGUAUGAUUGCCUACCUCAGAGACGAGCUCCAAGAGAUGAAGGCCAAAAUGAACACAGAGAGCUGCUACAUGAAGAAAAGCACAGACCUCCAGGUCCACCAAACACAGAAGAAGUGCAGCAAUGCAGAGAAUGCCCUGGACAAGGAAAUUCAGAAGUUGAGGAGCAAAACUGAUGAGGAGGUUCGAGUCCACGUGGAGAUUGAAAAUUUCCUCAGGCAACACCAUAAGAUGGUGGAAGAGAAGCUGGAAUACUGGGUGGACAAGUACGAAAAUGACACAGAUGCUAAAGAUGAAGAACUGGAUGCUCUAAAAGCAUCAAAGGCAAGCAACUUGGAAAUGCUGCAGAGACUUGCCAAGGAGUGCCAGAUGUUUGAGGAAACCAUCAUCAGUGACCGGGUGGAAAAGGAGGCUAAAAGAAGACAACUAGAGCAAGAUGCCCUGGAGCUGAAGUCUUGCUUCCAGCUGCAGGCCUGGUGGAGAGGUACAAUGGUCCGCAGAAACCUUGGCCCCUAUCAGGCCCUCAGGAAGAUUUGGGAGAAACAGCUAUCAAAGCAGAAAGAUAAAAGGAAAAAGGAAAAAGCUGGAGCAAAGAAAAAGACACGAUAA